Lactuca virosa is the source of this 985-nucleotide messenger RNA. The record is from the annotation of a GenBank genome assembly. NCBI's taxonomy places the organism in Eukaryota, Viridiplantae, Streptophyta, Magnoliopsida, Asterales, Asteraceae.
UUCCAACUUUCCUCAUAAGCGAAGAAAAGGAUUAAGCUGUGUUCAUACUCUAUACCAUACCAAAAACCUCACCUUUAUUUCCCAAUUUCAAAAGCUGCACAGUUGAUUGAUUAGAAAGAUUUGAGAUUAUAAAACUGAGAUAAGUUGAGAUAAUGAUGAUGCAGAUGGAGAUGAGUUCUUCUACUACCUUAGAUCAAGAAAAGAAGAUCGGGAUCAUGGGUUAUGAAAAUCAAGAAGAAGAUGAUUCGUUCUCCUCUGAUGCUUCGAGUAUGGUAUCAUCAGAUGAUGAAUCCGAUGAUGCAUUUGAAGAAAGCAAUUCAUCUUCCGGUAGCUCUCCGUCGUCUAACGACGAUCAUCGGAGUGGCUUGGGAGAUAUGUCUGAUCUUCUUCACCAACUUCCCUCCAAGAGAGGGUUGUCAAAGCACUUUCAAGGGAAGUCACAAUCUUUCACAUCGUUGGCAAACGUGAUGUGUUUAGAAGAUCUUGCGAAGCCAGAAAACCCUUACAACAAGAAGCUGAAAUCAUGCAAAAGCUAUGUCGGAUUAUCCAAAGUGCUUCCACCUCCGACAAGAAGUGCUUCUUCCUCGAAGCUUUUCAACAACAAGCCAUCGUCAAGAACUUCAUGUUCUUCACUAAGUAUAGGAAGAAAUGGUAGCUUCCUUGGAUUAAGCAACACCAGUAGGCCACCUAGUCAUCCAUCUCAUAACAAUGGUGCCACGAGUGCUUUUUAGCUAUUCGAAUCGAACCCGUUUGUUCGUUUGAGGCAAUCAUGCUCAAGUUGAUCGAUCUUUCCAGGGAUCCUCCGCUUUUUGGAUGUUCUAGUCUCGUGAGGGAAAUUUCUUUCCUUCGCAUUUUGCAUGAGAUUGUUGUCAUGACCCGUACUUUCGUGUAUUUGAGUUGCAAUACAAUCACUGUGUAUAUACUAAUGGAUUUGUUCAAGGGAAUUGAUUUAUGUUUGUGGGUGUAUCCAGAUACUAUAAUCUUA